Messenger RNA from Brassica napus (rape), 648 nucleotides. RefSeq lists its product as uncharacterized. NCBI's taxonomy places the organism in Eukaryota, Viridiplantae, Streptophyta, Magnoliopsida, Brassicales, Brassicaceae. The transcript is spliced from 2 exons. Gene Ontology annotation, biological process: protein N-linked glycosylation. Gene Ontology annotation, molecular function: alpha-(1->6)-fucosyltransferase activity. The coding region runs from base 1 to 648 and encodes 215 amino acids. The record is from RefSeq and is a predicted model, not a curated record.
AUGGCGGACAAACUAGCACGAAGUGCUAGGACUCAGUCUUCUGCGAUGGUUUAUGUUGAUUCAGUUCCUCCGAAAUACAUUUGCGGUUUUAUGAACGUUGCUAGACAUUCUGCAUUUGGAAAAGGAGCUGCUGAGAUUGUUCUCUCUGCAGGAGUUUGGAUAAAGAAGAAGAGGUCGGAGAUUGAGGAAAGCAUGUGGUUGAGUCACAAGCCGUGGAUACCGAGGCCAAUGCUGAGCGUGCAUGUGCGUAUGGGAGACAAAGCUUGCGAGAUAAGAGUCGCACCUUUAGAAGAGUAUAUGCGUUUGGCUGAUAGGAUAAGAGAACGGUUUCCGAAGCUCAACAGGAUCUGGCUCUCUACGGAGAUGAAGGAAGUUGUGGACAUAAGUAAAGAGUAUGGUCAGUGGAGAUUCUAUUACGUGGAAGUGGCGAGACAAGUUGGUAAUAACUUGAUGGCUGAGUAUGAAGCUAGCCUUGAGAGAGAGAUGAGCACGAACUAUCCUCUUGUUAAAUUUUUGAUGGCGUCAGAAGCUGACUUCUUCAUCGGAGCUUUGGGCUCCACUUGGUGUUUCCUCAUUGAUGCUAUGAGGAAUACCGGUGGUAAACUCAUGUCCGGUUUUCUCAGUGUCAAUAAAGACCGGUUCUGGUAA